GCGCACACACACUAGCGAACGGCUACAUUUUUUUUCGAGUGUGUUCGACAUUCAUAAUUUUUGUGGUGUAGCUGCCUGCAAAAAUCCAAAAUUUCAAGUAGCCAACAAAUUAUUGGCCGUAACUACAAAAAAAAAAUUAUCAGUAACUUGGCGCCGUUUCGCUCUUAACACUUAGUACACCCGAACAGAAAGUUGCCGCACCUGGAAAAUGUCGAGCCUGCCACGUCGCAUCAUCAAGGAGACGCAGCGUCUGAUGCAGGAGCCUGUGCCGGGAAUCAAUGCCAUUCCCGAUGAGAACAAUGCACGAUACUUCCAUGUGAUCGUGACCGGACCGAACGAUUCGCCCUUCGAGGGCGGUGUAUUUAAGCUGGAAUUGUUCCUACCGGAGGAUUAUCCGAUGUCGGCGCCCAAGGUGCGUUUCAUCACGAAGAUCUAUCAUCCGAACAUCGAUCGCUUGGGCCGCAUCUGCCUGGACGUGCUCAAGGACAAGUGGAGUCCGGCGCUGCAGAUCCGAACCAUAUUGCUAUCGAUCCAGGCCCUUCUCAGUGCACCCAAUCCCGACGAUCCUUUGGCCAACGAUGUCGCCGAAUUGUGGAAGGUCAACGAGGCGGAGGCCAUUCGCAAUGCCCGCGAAUGGACCCAGAAAUAUGCCGUCGAAGACUGAACGCCCGAGGUCAGGAGGUGGGUCAGGAAGCGGAUCCGGCAGUUGUAUCGGCGAUUUUCCAGAAAGUGGGUGCGUGACAUGGGCGGGCGGGUGGUGAAAUUGCGUACUUUAAAACCAACCAGAAAAAACCUAAAGCAUACGAAAGAAAACAAUAUACAUUAAGCAGAAAGAUCGAAAGAAAGAAAAAAAAAUUAUUAAAAAACAAUACUUUUUUUUUUCUAACCUUCUGGGGCGGGAUAUACAUAAUAUACAUAUAUAUAUAUAUUUUUUUCAACCAAUCGAUCGGGGCGAUCGGCAAAGGAGGAAAGAUAACGAAAGCAUUCUUUAUGUAAGUCAUAUACAAUACAUGUAUCCGAAAAAAAAAAACAAAAACAAAAAGUGAGCACACAGUAAUUGGCUUUAAUCAUUUCUAUUGAUUUGUUCGAGGGGUCUGGUGUCUAUAUGCAUACAGCCGUAUAUAUUUGUAUGUGUAACUGAAAUAACCAACCCAUAAACAUUAACAUCGGAUAAUUAAUCAAUUGGAAUGGAAACUAGAAAGGGGUUUUGAUUUUUCCUUAGCUUUACUCUGAAAACUCUGGUUGAUCUUCUAUUCAGAAUAGAGUGCUUUGAUUGUAUAAUUUUCAAUGUUGAAAUAAAUUUUAGAUGUGAUCGUCAACUUUGUAAAA
Messenger RNA from Drosophila elegans, 1329 nucleotides. It is a transcript of the gene ben, whose product is annotated as ubiquitin-conjugating enzyme E2 N. The record is from RefSeq and is a predicted model, not a curated record. The coding region runs from base 209 to 664 and encodes 151 amino acids. Lineage: Eukaryota; Metazoa; Arthropoda; Insecta; Diptera; Drosophilidae. The transcript has 2 exons.